CUUUCAACGUGCUGUGGACUGCCGACCCGGUUCGCUCGGGCCAUCCAUCCGUUUCCUCGCCCGCCCGUCUUCCCUUCUCUAAUUAGGGCAAGGUUUCGCUUCUUGACCCUCGACCUUCCUGAACUCCAUUGCUCUCUCCACGUCGCCCUUCCAAAUCCCUCUCGAUCGUCCCCCCACCGCAGCACCCCCAACACAAAAGCGCUAGUCUCCUCCGUUCACUUCUCGUCGGGAUCUCCAAAACCCUAGAAUCCCACUCCCUCUCCUCGGCCCCCACCCUCACAUGGUUGAAAAACCCUAGCUUCGAUCUCGCUCUCGGGGUCCUUGGCUUGGUUUCCUGCGGGAGCGGACUCGAUCUUAGGAGUUGGAGGCGUCGGAGAGAGAGCUCUCGAUCCGCGAUGGAGGCCUCCGCAAGCCGCGGUGGGUCGCUUCCUGUGCCCUCCUCCUCGCCCUCUUCUUCGUCACAGCAGCCGAGGAAGGAGUGGCGCGCUGUCUCCCAGCAUUCGUUCCGGAGCAAUGGGUCUGAGGACUCUGAACAUGUUAAAUUGGGGCAGCCGGAAGAGAGAACUAUUUAUGAGGUGCAGGAAGGAAUGGGGCCACUUGAUGUGGAUUUCUCCUCGAUUAUGAUAGAUGGGAGGGGGCUGAAUGAUGAUAUCUUGCAAAGGAAGCUGCAGAAUAUUGCAAGGCAGAGGGAGGAGUUGCAGCAUAUGGAGAUUGAGCUGAGAGCACAGGCAAUUGCGCGUGGUGAAAUCUUGGAGGCACAGAGUGGCUUUGAAGCUCGGAUGAAGGAGCAGGAUGCCGCCGCUGCCAAAUUAAAGGAGCAACUGCAAGAAAGAGAGAAUUACAUACUUGAGUUAGAGAGGAAGUUAGAAGAGAACAAUAGAGAAUUACGUGCUCUAAGGAUUGACACUGAGGCGGCCUGGGCUAAAGAGGACCUUCUGAGGGAACAAAACAAAGAGCUGGCCACAUUCAGAAGGGAGCGUGAUAACUCAGAGGCUGAAAGGGCACAGCUUCUUAAACAAAUUCGUGAUCUUCAAGAACAUAUACAAGAGAAAGAUAAUCAGUUUAUUGCAUUGGAAGAACAGCAUAAGGUUGCACAAGACACUAUCAUUUACAAGGAUGAGCAAUUAAGGGAGGUACAAGCUUGGAUUACUCGUGUUCAAGAAAUGGAUGCUUUGCAAUCAACCACUAACCAGUCAUUACAAGCUGAGCUGCGAGAACGCACUGAACAGUUUAACCAUUAUUGGAUUGGGUUUCAACAACAGUAUGUUGAAAUGGAGCGACAUCAUCUGCAAGUUAUUCAGCAGCUUCAACUAGAGUUAGCUGAGGCAAGAGAACAAAAUGUAACACAUAAAGAUGGUUCAGGAGCUGCUAGUGAGAGUUCAGCUGAUUCUUCUUCAUAUGUCCAGAGCAAGGGAAGCCAAAUUAAUGCGAAUGAUGGUGGUUCUUCAAAUGGUAACUUGGGUUUUGUUACAAGUGAAAGGUCAGAUGACGGUUCGUCCUUAAAUUCAGCUUCUAACCCACCUAGAAAGACUGAGCAUUCCUCGGGUGUGCCGGUUGUUCCAUCUUCAUUGCUUGGAGUCGGCGCCUUUUUCCCUCCUGGACAGAUGGCUGCAAUGCAUCCUUAUGUGAUGCAGCCACAAGGUGUGCCACAAUCUGUAACAUCGACCAACUCACCUGUUCCUCCAUCUCAGCUUGGUCAUUUGCAGCCAGCAUCUGCAACUCCUCAUCAUCAUUGGCCAGAUCAACAGGUGGCAUUUGAUGUCUCACAGGUACCUAACCAGACACAUUAUCAGUCAUCCCAGUCAGAUCAGAAUCUUUUAAGAUCAGAUGCUCAUUCUAGCUAUCAGCACUCUGUUGAAGGACAUGUAGUCCAACCAGACCACCUUAGCGUCCACAUUAGCCAAGAGCAUAGGGCUCGCCAUGCAAUCAGUGGAUCAAGUGAAGUGCAGGCUCUGGAAUUGAAUGGGAAGCAGCAUGCAGUUUCCCUAGAACCACAAGAGACCUUAGAUGUAAAUUCUGAGGGUAAUUCUACCCAAAAGUUUGACGUACGUGAACAGAAGAGCGAGUCAAAGGUACAAGAUGAAAAUGUUUUUGCUGCAAAUAAGCAAUCACAAGAGCCUGCGUUACUACAACAGUGUUCAGCUCCUGGUGUGGUUGCUUCAGCUCCUCAGGUUCAUGGUACCACUUCAAAUGGAGCAGCAGAAUGCCAUAAAAAUGUAGUUAAUUAUGCUGAAAUACCUAGUUCUGUUACUUGGUCCUCUAGUUCAUUGCCUACUGGGAAGGCAGUGGAACCUGCUCUACUGGAUGAACGAUCACUUCUGGCAUGCAUUGUUCGUGCUAUUCCUGCUGGAUCGGAUGGUCGCAUCAGGAUCAGCACAACUCUACCAAAUAGGCUUGGGAAAAUGCUUGCUCCUCUUCACUGGCAUGAUUACAAGAAACACUAUGGAAAGCUGGAUGAUUUUGUGGCGCAUCAUCCUGAGUUAUUUGUCAUUGAGGGGGAUUUUAUUCAUCUUCGCGAAGGAGCACAACAGAUCAUAUCUGCUACUACUGCUGUUGCUAAGGUUGCUGCUGCUGCAGCAUCAGCUUCCCAAUACUCCUCAUUAUUGCCUUCGGUUGCUGUGACUCCUGUUGCUCAAAACAAUCGCCAGAAAAGGGUGCCACAAAUCGAGCCUAGAUCUGUGAAUACUAUGUCUUUUGCAAAUGGUGCUGUUAUAAGUAAUCCUGGAGAUUCAUUUGACAUGCAUUCACAGACUCCAAAAAUGCAUGAUCAACAACAGAAUGGUGUCAAUUUGAAUUCAAAAAUUGUCCAGGGGCUUUCUGAUAUGGCAAUUUCGAACAAACUAAAAGGUCUUCAGGACCCCAAUGGAUUUUUGCCUGAAAUUAGACCUGGUCAGUCAUCUGUACAUGUUGGUACUGGAAAUGGUGGAAAUCUUGAAAGAACAAUCUUGCCUUCGUCACAGAACAAAGGACCAAGUAAUGGGAGACAUGGGUCUGGAGGCAAACAACAAGGAAGGUCAUCUGGAGCUGGCUUGAUUUCCAGAAGAUAGAUCCCACUUCGUCUGCUAAGCAGUCCCGGAUGGAAUUGCUUUGGAAUCAUGAUAUGUUCUUGAGUAGCUCCAAUUGUUUGCUCAUUUAACAAAAGAACAAGUGUGGAGAUGAUAUUCUGGAAAUCACGACCUGCUGAAUUAUUUCUUCAUCUUUUUUUUUUUUUUUUCCCCAAAAGUUCGAGCUCAAUUCUUAAUCUUGUUGUUUGUCUCCUCUGUUCUCUUCCAUUUGUAUUCUGUACUCUCAGAUCCUUAUUUACAACCAAAAAGGCUAAAACUUUUCAAGCUGCUUGCAAAUGUUUGUUUAUUGGUAA
This is a messenger RNA of Ananas comosus (pineapple), 3358 nucleotides long. RefSeq lists its product as uncharacterized. Bases 396 to 3047 code for a protein of 883 amino acids. NCBI's taxonomy places the organism in Eukaryota, Viridiplantae, Streptophyta, Magnoliopsida, Poales, Bromeliaceae. The transcript has 16 exons. The record is from RefSeq and is a predicted model, not a curated record.